Molecule: messenger RNA, 1329 nt
Organism: Brugia malayi
Lineage: Eukaryota; Metazoa; Nematoda; Chromadorea; Rhabditida; Onchocercidae
Product: von Willebrand factor type A domain containing protein
Exons: 8
Coding region: 1-1329 (442 amino acids)
Source: RefSeq, a predicted model, not a curated record
AUGAUUCACUUUCUAUUAGCUAUAGCGCUAAUCACUGGAUGCAAAGGCCAGUAUGGUGAAAUUGCUCCACCAGCACCAAUACCACCAUUAAAUUAUGCAUCAAAUGAUCCUGAUAAUAUACCACAUACAAGUCAACCAUCAUAUUCUACGAAUAAAUAUGAAAAUUUAACCAAACAAAUUAUUCAGUCACAAAAUCAAUUACCAUCUGUACAACUAUCUGAUUUAGUUGAAAAUGUAACUUGUGGUUUAUUAGCGGAAGGUAAUUUAGUGCUAUCAAUGAAUUUAAUUCCAUCAGUGAUAAGACAAUCAACAAUCCGUCAAAAAAUUUUAACAUCAGCAGGUUCAACUUCAUCAAAAUUUUCACCAGUUAGACAACGUAUUACAGCUUCUUUAUCAUCAUCACCAUCAGCAACAACAACAACAUCAUCAAAAUCUCAGUCAUCUCAAUCAUUUUCAACUAGAUCAUCAUCUUUAAAAAAUAUGCGACAAAGAACACGUCAACCGAUACACUUAAAUGUUACCACAAAACAUCGUCAGAUUAUUUCAACUUCAAAAAAACCAAUAUCAGUUGUAACACAACAAUCGGAAAUAAUGCAUUCCACUCAAUUAGUGAGCAGGAUAACUCAAAAUCAUACGCGGGAAACAUCGCGAUCAACUCGUUUACCAUCAACAGUACCAGUUCAACCGGAUAGUACAAAAAGACCGGAAAAUCGACCAAUCUCAUCUCUAAGCGGACGAUUAGAUUGCUCAUUAGCACCUUUUGAUACGCUUUUUGUGGUAGAUUCAACUAGCUCAGUUAGACAAUUUUUUGAGGAUCAUCGUACUUACAUUAUUGAAAUCAUCAAUUUGAUUCUUCCUGAAUUUGACAAUGACACAAGGAUUGGAAUAAUUGAAUAUAGCAGUUCAUUACGACGUCAAGUGAAAUUACGAUUUAUAGCGCAUAAAAAUCGAACCGAAAUUGUCGAAACUGUUAAAAAAUUACCAUUCUUUGCCGGUAUAACUGCUACGGGAGCAGCAUUAAAAUUAGCCUUGGAGAUAUUGCAAGAUCGACGUUCCAAUGUACUUACUAAUGUUGUCGUCCUCACGGAUGGUUUCAGUUAUGAUUUAGUUGAUGAACCGUCAUCAAUGCUUCAUCGUUUACCUAAUGUUCGAACAUUUACAGCAACAGUUACUGAUUCAUGGAGGCAAUAUGAAUUGGAAACAAUAGCUGGUGAAGGAACUAGAGUUUUUAAAGGAAAAUAUUCCACACGGGAUUUAGCUAAAGCACUAACAUCAUGUGAUGAUGGGUCACGUCAUACUGGUAUACAACGGAAUAAUUUAUUGAAGUGA